UGUACAGCCCCUAGGGAAAUACACAAGCGUCAUAGCCCUCUAACUUGUUCAACAACUAAAUAGCGAAAUGAUUCUGAAUUUGUACUGAAAUUUUUUAAUGCGCGGAACGGAGCCGAAAUCGGAGGUAAGCGCAUAGGCGGAGCUUGUAGCUGUGGAAACGCCGCACGUGAGAGGUGAGUGCGGAUGUCACGUGAGUGGGAGGUCCAACUUCUGGGCGGUCUAAAUGCCGUGGGAACGGAUCUUGUAAUAGGCAUUACCUCCACUCUAAACUUGAAGUCGUCGGCUCUCGUUCCUUGCACAGCUCAAACUCCCACUACCAGCGCUGGUCGCCGGGUGGCUUUGCUAUUUGCGUUGAGCAUCAGACGGUAUUCAAAGUCUCGUGUAAUCAACAUGACUCAGACACUCUACGUUGGAAAUCUGCCUCCAGAGGCAGACCAGGAAGCUCUACAGCUCGUUUUCGGCCAGUACGGCGGCUUGAACAGCGUCACUAUGAAGGGAUCAUACGCAUUUGUUGUGUUUGAAGAGACGGUAGAUGCGGAAAAGGCAUUGAACAGUUUGAAUGGUGCUGACAUGCUUGGUUCGGUUCUUGUUGUGCAGCCAUCACAUCAGCAGAGAGCAAACGGGAUACGACAGAUUUCCAUGGGCAAAGUUGAAGUCGGUCUCAUUCCAUCGCACAUCAGUUGGCUGGAGGUUCAAGGCACGCUGAGCACCGCAGGGAAUAUUCUACACAGUCAACUUGCAGAAGCAGGUGAUGGACAGAACAGAACGUACUCUGUUGUGUUUGAGACUCUGCAGCAAGCAGAAUUAGCUGCUCAACAGUUCAAUGGAGCCGACUUUCAAGGCAUCAAACUGAGGGUGAAGUUUGUUGAGGAGAUGAGGCCAUCUACCCCACCUAGCCUUCAGUCCAUGUCACCAGGUCAGCAGAGUGGACAGCGAAUGAUAGGUGGAGGACAUAGGUCAAGAUCAGUGCACACAGAGUUUCCUCUCAGAAUUCUAGUGCCCAGUGAUAUGGUCGGUGCUAUCAUUGGAAGAGAAGGAAACACUAUCAGGAUGCUUACUCAGAAAACUAAGGCAAGAGUGGAUGUUCACAGGAAGGAGAAUCCAGGUGCAUUAGAGAAGGCUGUUACUAUCCUUGGAACUGAGGAUAGUUGCUCUUCUGCUUGCUAUGAGAUACUAAAGAUAAUGCAAGAUGAAGUGAUUGCUACAACUGGUUAUUAUGAGAAUGGAUUGGACAGGAUUCAUCCUCUUCCAGCAAUUCCUCUAAAGGUGUUGGCACAUGAUGACUUGAUUGGGAGGCUUAUUGGUGUGUUGAGCAAGGGAGGCUAUUCUUUGAAGAAGAUAGCAACUGAUACUAAUACAAGGGUCAAUAUCUCGAAGCAAUCUGAUUUGACUCCUUGGAAUAUGGAAAGGACAGUUACCAUCACUGGAACGAUUGAGAACUCAUCAAGAGCUGAAAGGGAGGUUAGUCGCCGUCUCAGACAGUUUUAUGAAGAUGAUAUGGCAAAGCUGGUGCAUCAAGCUAUGCCAAUGUUAGGUGCCAAAGGGAAUGUUAUGUCAAGAGGAGGAUCUCAUUCCCCAGGAUCAAUGUCUCCCAGUCCACCACAGUAUAGUUCUAACUCGACACUUGGUUCAUCCUCACCCCUCAGUGACCCUGUGUCUCACUGGAAUGAUACAACUGACAGUCCAGAAGAGAAGGAAAUAGAGACUGUUUAUAUGUAUAUUCCAUCUGUCUUCUUCCAUAUGGUCUUUGGUCCCAGGGGUUCCAAUAUACCAGCUAUGAAUCGACUGUCCAAGGCCACCAUCAAGAUAUGCAGAGGAAGUGAGAGAGAUCCGGAGAUGGCUGUGCGAAUUACUGGCCCAGCUGAGGCUCAGUGGAAGGCACAGUUGUGUAUUUUCAAUCAUUUGAAAGAGGAAGGGAUGGCCAAUGGGAAAGAUGUCCGCCUCACUGUUGAAGUGCUUGUUCCCUUUAAUCUAAUAGACAAACUCACUGGACGAGGCAGUGCAAUGAUCCAAGACAUUCAGACACAGACUGGAGCUCUUCUGAAUGUUCCACGAGUUGUUACUGACAGUGGGGAGAUACCGGUUCAAAUUUAUGGGAGUUUUCAGUCGUCCCAGACUGCUCAACAGCGCCUUCGAUUGUUGGUGUCUCGUAGCAUCUCAUCCUUGUCAGCAUCAUCGUCUCCUCCCCCCAUUUCACCUCAGCAGAAAUAUUUGCCAAAACCAUUAAAUCAGUUCUCUGCGCUCUCUCCAUUCCCUCUUUCCAGCCUCAACCCAUGGGCUCCCGAGUUCCACCUGCCACUAUAAAAUGAGAUCGUUGUCAUAAGCAAACUGUCUUACUGCUCUACAUAUCAUCAUUCAACUAGUUUCGAAGCCAGCCAUUAUAAGUCUCUUGUCCAAGUGAUCAUAUAUUCUAAGACUACUGUAUAGCUGUGUUAGCCAACUGCGCUAUGGCAACCAGAGUUUACUAUUGUGCUCGUAGCUUUUUGUUUAUUACCUGUGAGAAAGACAAGAAGGUGUUCCUGCUGGUCAAGGAUCACUGCUAAGGGACGAUAUACCUCACAUUCUCUUGCAUUUCAUUAUAGCAGAUAUUGUACUGAUCUAGAUAUCACUGGAUGACGACCUUAGAGUUAGCGAGAUAAGAUUUUCAGCUCUAUUUAAUGAAUUGGUUCUUACUGUA
Messenger RNA from Corticium candelabrum, 2677 nucleotides. Its product is annotated as insulin-like growth factor 2 mRNA-binding protein 2. The record is from RefSeq and is a predicted model, not a curated record. Gene Ontology annotation, molecular function: mRNA 3'-UTR binding. Bases 184 to 2304 code for a protein of 706 amino acids. The transcript is spliced from 20 exons. NCBI's taxonomy places the organism in Eukaryota, Metazoa, Porifera, Homoscleromorpha, Homosclerophorida, Plakinidae. Gene Ontology annotation, biological process: regulation of gene expression; nervous system development. Gene Ontology annotation, cellular component: nucleus; cytoplasm; cytosol.